Clonostachys byssicola is the source of this 654-nucleotide messenger RNA. Lineage: Eukaryota; Fungi; Ascomycota; Sordariomycetes; Hypocreales; Bionectriaceae. The record is from the annotation of a GenBank genome assembly.
AUGGACCAGCAGGAGCCGACAGAGUUGAUACUCGACGUCUUCACCGACCCGAGGUCCGUCCGCGACGUCGUCAAAGGCAAGCAAGACCCCCCCUCUCCGUUCCCUGUCAUCCAGAAGCCCCGCGACGUCAUCUCCCGAAUCCUCCACACCAUCUUCUUCCACCGCUUCUUCCCCGCCGUCACCCCGCAGACCCGCGAGGUCCUCGACCUCUCCCUCCCCUACGUUGACAACGACGAGCUCGAGACCAUGAUCGACCAGCGCGCCGCCGCCCUGGAGCGCCAGCUCGACGCCGAGCGCUCCUCGGCCGGCACGGGAGGCGCCGGGGGCGGCGGCAGCAGGGGCCAGUUCACCGUCCAGUUCUUCGAGAAGCGCCGCCGCAAGGCCUGGCUCACCCGGGGCGACGAUGAGGUCUGCUGGGAGUGCUGGACCCUCAAGGUCACCGUCGCCGAACCCAAAACUGAGAGUGAACGGGCCAAAGUGCGACGAGCCAUGGAACAAACACUCCAAACGACCGUGAUGAAGAUUGUUACAUUUGUUAAUACUCAUAAAGAUCACAUCCCUCCGAUCACUACACAAGGCGUGAAUCCGUUCCCGUAUAAAAUCACUGUUGAUCAAAAGGAGUCGAGCUGGGCCAAUCGCAUGCGAAUGUACUAG